Pogoniulus pusillus (Red-fronted tinkerbird) is the source of this 5316-nucleotide messenger RNA. It is a transcript of the gene CAMKK2, whose product is annotated as calcium/calmodulin dependent protein kinase kinase 2. Lineage: Eukaryota; Metazoa; Chordata; Aves; Piciformes; Lybiidae. Gene Ontology annotation, molecular function: ATP binding; protein serine/threonine kinase activity. Gene Ontology annotation, biological process: activation of protein kinase activity; protein phosphorylation; CAMKK-AMPK signaling cascade. The transcript is spliced from 18 exons. The record is from RefSeq and is a predicted model, not a curated record. The coding region runs from base 547 to 2238 and encodes 563 amino acids.
GGCGGAGCGGGACCGACCGUGGCGCCCCCUCUGCAGCCCGCGGUGCGCAGGAAAUACUGAAAAAAACAAACCAAAACAGAGCCCCGAACAAAAGAACCAACCCUAAAGAACGGCCACGGGCGGGGUGGUAGGGAGGCGCGCAAGAUGCGGCUGCCGGGCGGGGGGAAACCUCCCCUUCCCCGGGGCGGAGCGGGGCCUCCCUCCCUCCUUCCAUCCCUCCCUCUCUCCUUCCUUCCCUCCCUCCCUCCCUCCCUCCCUCCUUCCCUUGCUGCCGCCGCUGGAGCGGAACCGAAAGCGAAGGCGGCGCCGGGCGGCCGCGCUCCGGCCCCGCAGGCGGCUCCGGGGGACACUCUCUCCUCGGCGGAGCAGCGCGUCCCGCCAGGAUCCUGAUUUUUGCACAGAAAGCCAUAAAGAACCUGGGGUGAAGAGAAGUCACUGGCAGUGAUGGGCCGUGGGAGGAGGCAGUGAGCUGAGAGUGCUAAUCCUGCACCCCACGCUUGGCUCACCUCAUCACAGCGUGACCGGGAUGAGGCCGUUGGGCACACCAUGCCAUCAUGCAUCCCCAGCAGCUCGCCCGCCCUGCAGCCCCUCUGUCCUGACAGAGGCUGCGGUCCCCAAGCAACCAGGGUGCUGCAGGACCACCCAUCACUGAGCCCGCACCGCCCCGGCAUGGCCUCUGUCAUCGUGGUGACCGAGUGCGACGCAACAGGGAGCAAGUGUGAGGAGGAGGAGAUGAACGUGCCCAGCCAUGAGGGCUUGGGGGAUGGCCAGGAGCCGAGGGCGAAGCUGCAGCUCUCGGGCCGAAAGCUGUCCCUGCAGGAGCGGUCGCAGCCUGCCCACUCGCCUGGGAGCAGCGACAGUGCCAGCGAACGCUUCAUCUAUCCAUCCCUCCCGUACUCGCCGGUGACGUCCCCACACUCCUCCCCACGGCUGCCACGGCGCCCGACGGUGGAGUCAAACCGAGUGUCCAUCACGGGACUCCAGGACUGUGUGCAGCUCAACCAGUACAAGCUGAAGGAUGAGAUUGGAAAGGGCUCCUAUGGUGUGGUGAAGCUGGCCUACAAUGAGGAUGAUAACACCUACUAUGCAAUGAAGGUUCUCUCCAAAAAGAAGCUGAUGAGACAAGCAGGAUUCCCCCGCCGCCCACCUCCACGUGGUGCCAAAGCUGUCUCUGAGGGUUGUCUGCAGCCCAAAGGGCCAAUCGAACAAGUCUACCAGGAGAUUGCCAUCCUGAAGAAGCUGGACCACCCCAAUGUGGUGAAGCUGGUGGAGGUCCUGGAUGACCCCAGUGAGGACCACCUGUACAUGGUGUUUGAACUGGUGAAGCAAGGCCCUGUGAUGGAAAUCCCAACUCUGAAACCCCUUAGUGAGGACCAGGCUCGAUUCUACUUCCAGGAUCUGAUCAAGGGCAUUGAAUACUUGCACUAUCAGAAGAUAAUCCAUCGGGAUAUAAAACCUUCCAACCUCCUCGUGGGGGAAGAUGGACACAUCAAAAUCGCUGACUUUGGAGUCAGCAAUGAGUUCAAGGGAGCAGAUGCCCUCCUAACCAACACAGUGGGCACCCCUGCCUUCAUGGCCCCAGAGACACUCUCAGAAACCAGAAAAAUCUUCUCUGGAAAGGCUUUGGAUGUGUGGGCCAUGGGGAUCACGCUGUACUGCUUUGUGUUUGGGCAGUGCCCUUUUAUGGAUGAACGGAUUCUGAGUUUACACAACAAAAUCAAGACCCAAACGUUGGAGUUCCCAGACCAGCCAGAAGUUACAGACUUCUUGAAGGACCUGAUUACACGGAUGCUGGAUAAAAACCCUGAGUCUAGGAUUUCGGUGCCAGAAAUCAAGGAAAGUACUGUGCAACAGCCUUUCACAGGAGAUUUCUGGUCCUCUGCCCCUGUGGGAGCCUGGAAGGGGCAAGAAGCUGAGAAAAUGGAGACUAAGUUGCACCCUUGGGUCACCAAGAAUGGAGUGGAGCUGCUGCCCACGGAGGAUGAGAACUGCACUCUCGUUGAGGUGACAGAGGAGGAGGUGGAGAACUCAGUCAAGCACAUCCCCAGCCUGGCUACUGUGAUCUUGGUUAAAACUAUGAUCCGGAAGCGAUCCUUUGGGAACCCUUUUGAGGGAAGCAAGAGGGAGGAGCGGUCAUUGUCUGCCCCCGGGAACCUGGUGCCCAGGAAGCAAGGCAGUGAAGAUAAUCUGAAAUGCAACGACUUGCCCAACGUGGGAGAGGAAGAACUUCUUUCAUGAACACCAACUUCAUGGUUGUUGAGCAACUCGGUCCAGGGUACACUUGAAAGCGACAUUAAGAGAGUCUCCACCAAACACAGCAUGGCCUGGCACCAUUUCAGUCUGAUGCUGGAUGCAGAGCUUACCUAGCAGCAUGUUGUAAGACGUCCGACUACUUGUCAUAAACAUUGAGCAUCUCCAGUUGCUUGGACCGCUGACUUCUGGGAGAGGUGCUGGCUGAUGGCAGAGGUGAGCUGGCCCCUUGAACAGCAACAGUGCUUUGCAAAAGCCAAGAAGCAGCAACAGCUGCUUUGGGAACUGCUUUUACCUGGGGUUAAUGCCGAAUCAUUUCUGGGGAGUAAUGCCAGCGUCUCAGGGCUGUCGUCUGCCCAUGGCACAGACGCUGGGCACAGACAGAAGGGUGAGUGACAGACAGAACAGUAGAACUACACCUGUGCACUUUGAGAGGUCACAACCUCCCGGAAAUGUUGCAUCUACUUCUCGUCGUGCUGGUUUGUUUUUAAUUGACACCUUUUUAACUGCAUGGGAACAAAGCAAAAAUCCACCUUUUCAGCUUUUUCAGGAAUGCCAACCUUUGUGAACCAAGUUGUGUUAAACAGCGUCUUCUUCCAGACCCUCAGAAAGUGAGGUUAAUUAUCUCCUGAGGUAAUUAACACCUUUCCUAAGGUCUUAGCGUGACUAGGGCUUCGUAAAUUGAGUAUUCAGCAUAUGAAAGGAAAAGGUAUUUAAGGGCUUAAGUUCAGUCUGAACUAUUUUUGCUGCAGACACAAGAGUGGAAGGUGGUGUUUAGCUGAAUGUUUGCUUUGAACAGCAGAGGAAGCACUAAGGACAGUUUGUUUCUAACUCUUUUACUUGAUCUAGGUAUAUAUAUUAUUAAAUAUGAAAUUCAGGGUAAAAAUCCUUCACUUCCAUGUACAUUACAUGGUUUAUUACAAGUAAUACAACUUCUGCUAUUUUUAAAGUAUAGACUUAGGGCUUGCUUAGAAUUUAAGAUCUUAAUGAAUUACUUAGAUUAGCUAGUGAUUUUCAAAGAGACUUUUUGUUUUCCAAACUCUUAAUCUGGAUUUUGGGGCCAAUGCUAUGUAUUUUAUGCAAGUUUGUUACCAGUAAUUUGUGAAUGCCUGUGGAUCAGAGGCUUGUUAGUAAAUUAAGUGUAUAGCUAAUUCAUGGGCUGUUCCUUACGAAGAGCUCUGUCACCUUUGGUCAGAUAACUCUGAUUGUUUUGUGGUGCUUGUUAAAAAAUAAUACUGCUAUCACCUGGUGGGAGAGAUUCUGAUUUCCAGACUCACCUUCUCCAGUUCUCUGUGCUUGGACAAAGCUAGAGAAGAGUCAGGGUUUGCUUGAGGAAAGGGGUCACGGUAAGUACAGUUGUUUUAUGUGGAUAGAGGAUGCAGCUGAGUGGGGGGGAAAAGUCUGAUCUCUGUUCUUUUCAGUCUGAUGUGGUUGUGUGAUCUUGAACAAGGCAUUUGAAAUGAUGGUGUACUUGAAAGAGAGGAAGGAUUCAAAUGUCCCAUGCAACGGUCUGCUAACAUCAUUCUUUGCCUUGAAGAAGAAGGCACAAAGAGACCCAAGUAUCUUAAGAUCUCUGAAGGCUAACCCUGGCCACAGGCGCCCUGCGUUUAGGAAGUGACUGUCCCCUUGUCUUCCUUGAUCGUGGGCAGUUCAAAUGCCGGCAUGCCAAGGUUCUUUGCCCUACUGCAGUUGGAUCUGGCCUGGUAAUUCCUGGUGAGGACAAGUCUUCUUUAAAGCCAGGGCAGAUGCCUACACAAACUGUCCCCUGCGUCUUUCAAUCACUUGAAGCAAUGCUCCCCUAAAUCCCAAUUUCUUACCAAAACGUUGUGCUGCUGGCCUCUCUCCAAAGCCAUGAUAGUUGGUGGUUUGGGAGCAGUACUAUGGAGUUUGGAGCCAUAAGACACAUACUGUUUUUCUCCUAAUUUAGUCCAAGGCUAUGCCAAAGCCCUGAGGCUUCAGCUCUGGGAAAACCAAGCAGGUAAUGUGGGUGCCAGCACUACCACAGCUGCCUGCCCCCACUUUCUUAACCAGGAGUUUUCAUUGUGGAUAUGUGAGUGGGCAGCUGGGUUCUCUAACCCUGUCAGUGUUCUGCCAAAAAAAUGAUUAAAAAAAGGAGAGGGAUCUGAUUAUUUGUAGCUGCUGUGUAGUGAGGUAUGUGGUGUGGUUUUGUUACAGCUGUAGAGCUGCUGUGUGGUGCCUAUCUUGGGUCUGUGAUGUGACAGGUGCCUCGUGAAACAGUUCUCAUUUACCAAAUGGGCUUGGAAUGUGCAAUGCAGCUUCUAAACUGAGCUGGCCCAGUUCCUCAGUACCCAGAGGUCUCAUGGCUAGCAUGGGCUUGGUCUGUUAAGGAUCCUAAAGCUGAGCACCUCCCUCAGGCACUCUCCAAAACAAUUGUCUCUCAGAGCCAAGGGCUGCUGAGAGUUUCCUGAGAGAAACUCGAUGUAGAUUUUUUUCUCGUUAGUUACUUCUGUUAAAAGCAUAAAGUGAGGCUGUGUGAGGAAGAGCUGUCUACAUGCAUGACCUGUUAGAGAAGCUGCUCUGUGUACAUAAACCUGCUCAGUUCCCUAGCUGCUGUCCCCAGUAGUGAUGCUUUUAUCUUAUAGUGAAGUAAACAUUUUGCUUGUGCCUUGGAACUGGGCUAUAGCUUGACUUCCCCACUUCUCUUCCUUUCAAGCAAGCCCAGUGCUGACUGUAGGCUGAAUGCUGGGUACUAAGCCCUUUUGGCUCUGAAAGCACACAGAAAAGUGCUAAGGGGAAACCAGGCCUCUUGUCUGAGUAGUUUUCUGUUGGUGGUCCCCUCUUCCCUAUCAGGCAAUUGAUCUGUUUGUUUUCUAAGGUCCUGAACUAUUGCUGACUUUUAUACUGUUUGUUUAAAUGACCAAGGCUUGUGUUUCAUUCCUACCCCUUUAUUAUGCAUUUAACUUUAUCAGGUGUAUCAAGUUUAAAUACUGUGUAUUUACCACUUCUAAAUUAUAUUACUUAAGAAGAAAGAAAAACCACCAAGUGUUUUUCCACACAGCUGUUUAAGCUUCUCUGUACAUGUUGAAAUAAAUGACAUACAACCAA